Messenger RNA from Paramecium sonneborni, 804 nucleotides. NCBI's taxonomy places the organism in Eukaryota, Ciliophora, Oligohymenophorea, Peniculida, Parameciidae. The record is from the annotation of a GenBank genome assembly.
AUGUCUUUAAGAAUUAUACUUAGCUUAGUAUUCUUAAGUGUUAUUAAGAGUCUAUAAAGUAAAAAUAGAUGUGAUUGUGAAAUGUUUAGCAAUUAAACUGAAUGUGACAACGUACCAUAUUGUUCUUGGAGUAAUUAAACUUGUGGUUUAAAGAAUUGUGGUAAUAUAAUUCUUGAAAGAUGUGAAACGUUCUUCAGAUGUUCUAUUAACCCAGAUGGAAUAUGUGAAUCUACUGGAGAUUGUUCAACAUAUACAGCCCUCACUUAAAUAGAUUGUAUGUUUAAGCGAGGCAAUUGUGCAGCUGAAGCUACUUAAACAAAUGGUGUAUAUAAAUGUAAAUCCUAUAAUCCAGUUACCUGUGCUUCAUAAACUUCAGAAAAUUGUAAAAAUAGUUUUGAAAAUGAGAAUUCCUUUUGCUGGCUUAAUUAGUAAGGAAAAUGUUAAAGUUAUGACCCAAACACUUGUUCUUAAAUUCCUCUUGAAAUUUGUUCCAAUUUAGGAUGUGAUGCUUCAGGUUCUGAAUGUAAGGCAUUCACUUGUGAUACUAAUUUAACUGUGAAUACUUGUAUUCUUGCAAGUGAUGGAUAUUUUGGACCAAAAACACUUUGUAAAUGGAACACAGCCAUAUAAAAGUGUGAAGAAAGAUCAGAUAUCAAGGAAUUAACAUAAAAUUAAUGUUCACUAUUAACAGAUGGUGGUUAUUAUUGGUUAGAUGGUUAAUGUACAGUUUGCCCAACUGAUGAUGAUACAAGUAAAGCGAUUUUAUUGUAUUCAUUGUUCAUUAUCCAUCUAUUAAUGUAAUGA